This is a messenger RNA of Aspergillus steynii IBT 23096, 1083 nucleotides long. RefSeq names its product NAD(P)-dependent alcohol dehydrogenase. The transcript is spliced from 3 exons. Bases 1 to 1083 code for a protein of 360 amino acids. The record is from RefSeq and is a predicted model, not a curated record. Gene Ontology annotation, biological process: alcohol metabolic process. Gene Ontology annotation, molecular function: alcohol dehydrogenase (NADP+) activity; zinc ion binding. Lineage: Eukaryota; Fungi; Ascomycota; Eurotiomycetes; Eurotiales; Aspergillaceae.
AUGGCGCAGACCGACUACAAAUUCGAGGGGUGGAUGGGUCUCGACGAAGGCUCUGCCGACGGCAAGAUGGUCUGGCAGGAGUUCGAGCCUAAACCCUGGGAGGAGACGGAUGUUGACAUCAAGAUCUCUCACUGCGGUGUCUGCGGUUCAGACUUGCACACGCUCCGCAGCGGCUGGAAACCUACCCUGUACCCCUGCUGCGUUGGCCAUGAGAUUGUCGGUACGGCCGUGCGAGUGGGCUCUAAAGCCGUCGGUGGAAUCAAGGUCGGUGACCGUGUUGGCGUUGGUGCGCAGAGUGAUUCUUGCCAGGGACGUCUGGGCGAUUGUUCCGAGUGCGCAAUGGGAUGGGAACAAUACUGCUCCCACAAGUUCGUCGGUACCUAUAACGAUGUGCACCUGAACGGUGGUAAAUCGUACGGUGGAUAUGCCCUGUACAACCGUACUCCGUCGCAUUUUGUGGUCAAGAUCCCCGAUAGUAUUCCCCCAGCGGAGGCUGCGCCGAUGCUGUGCGGUGGUGUCACUCUCUACAGCCCCCUGAAGCACAACAACUGCGGCCCCGGAAAGCGGGUUGGCAUCAUCGGUGUUGGUGGACUGGGUCAUUUCGGUGUCCUUUUGGCCAAGGCUAUGGGUGCCGAUAAGGUUGUCGCCAUCUCACGCAAGUCCGGCAAGAGCGAGGACGCCAUCAAAAUGGGUGCCGAUAUUUAUAUUGCCACCGAUGACGAUCCCGAUUGGGCCACGAAAUACGCCCGUUCCCUGGACCUCAUUGUGUGCACAGUGUCUUCUACCAAGAUGCCCAUAGCGGAGUACUUGGGACUUCUCCACACCAACGGCAGCCUGGUCCAGGUUGGACUGCCCGAAGACGGAGCGCUCAACGCGCCGGUGUCUAACCUCAUCCGUCGCCUGAAGGUUGAAAGCUCUCUGGUGGGAAGCCCCGACGAGAUUCGCGAGAUGUUCGAGCUGGUCGGACGGAAGGGUAUCAAACCUUGGAUUGAGGAAGUCCCCAUGAAGGACGCCAACAGGGUAAUUGUGGAUAUGCACGAGGGCAAGGCACGCUACCGCUACGUGCUGUUCAACGAGCAAUAG